This is a messenger RNA of Dichotomopilus funicola, 1458 nucleotides long. RefSeq lists its product as uncharacterized. The transcript is spliced from 5 exons. Lineage: Eukaryota; Fungi; Ascomycota; Sordariomycetes; Sordariales; Chaetomiaceae. The coding region runs from base 1 to 1458 and encodes 485 amino acids. The record is from RefSeq and is a predicted model, not a curated record. Gene Ontology annotation, molecular function: RNA binding.
AUGGCUGACAACGGGCCGCCCACGACCUCUGGUCAGCUUCCCCCUCCCCCGCAGCCCAAUGCGGGCGCGCCUGGCUACGAGAACGGCCAGAACGCCGGAGGCAAUCCGUCGCACAUGCCUCCCCCGCCUCUGCAUAUCCCGCAGAACACCAACCCCAUUCCGACGGCGAUCACUUCACCGAUGGGCGCUGGCGGCGAUAAGAGCGGUAUGAUGUCUCCCGGUGGUGGUGGUGGCCCUUUUGGCCGUCGCGCUGCCCCUGAGCCGAACAAGCGCGCCUUGUACGUUGGCGGUCUCGACCCCCGCGUUACUGAGGACGUGCUGCGUCAAAUCUUCGAGACCACCGGCCAUGUUCAGAGUGUCAAGAUCAUUCCCGACAAGAAUGCUAAGGGGUACAACUACGGCUUUGUUGAGUACGACGACCCUGGCGCCGCCGAGCGUGCCAUGCAGACUCUGAAUGGCCGGCGAGUCCAUCAAUCCGAGAUUCGUGUCAACUGGGCCUAUCAGUCCAACAACACGAACAAGGAGGAUACCUCGAACCAUUUCCACAUUUUUGUGGGCGACCUUUCCAAUGAGGUCAACGACGAGGUCCUGCUGCAGGCUUUCUCCGCCUUCGGCUCCGUUUCGGAGGCUCGCGUCAUGUGGGAUAUGAAGACUGGUCGCUCCCGUGGCUACGGCUUCGUUGCUUUCCGCGACCGCCCGGAGGCCGAGAAGGCUCUGAGCUCCAUGGACGGCGAAUGGCUCGGCUCCCGUGCCAUCCGUUGCAACUGGGCUAACCAGAAGGGCCAGCCGUCCAUGGCUCAGCAGCAGGCCAUGCAGCAGAUGGGCAUGACCCCGACCACCCCGUAUGGCCACCAUCACUUUCCCACCCACGGGGUCCAUAGCUACGAUAUGAUCGUCAGCCAGACCCCGGCGUGGCAGACCACUUGCUACGUGGGCAACCUGACCCCGUACACCACCCAGACCGACAUCGUCCCUCUGUUCCAGAACUUUGGCUUUGUUGUUGAGUCUCGCUUCCAAGCCGAUCGUGGCUUCGCUUUCGUCAAGAUGGACACCCAUGAGAACGCCGCGAUGGCCAUCUGCCAGCUGAACGGCUACAACGUCAACGGUCGCCCACUCAAGUGCAGCUGGGGUAAGGACAAGACUCCGAACCAGCCUCAGGGCUUCGAUCCCAGCCAGCAGUACAGCCCCCAGAGCGCUCAGACUCCUGGCUAUCCCGGUACACCCUCCACUUACUUCAACCAAUACGGCGGUGGUUCCUUCGGUCCCGGUCAGCAGCCCGGAUAUGCCGGUCCACAGGCCCAAUCUCCCGCCGGCUAUGGCGGUCAGCCCAUGGGCGGCUACAACGGCCCCCCGAGCGCCGGCGGCUACGGCCGUGGCGGCCAGCAGUCCAACGCGCAGUGGAACCAGGCUCCUCAGGGCCAGAGCUUCAACAACGGCUUUUCUGGUUACCAAGGUUAG